Messenger RNA from Kogia breviceps (pygmy sperm whale), 1934 nucleotides. The record is from RefSeq and is a predicted model, not a curated record. Lineage: Eukaryota; Metazoa; Chordata; Mammalia; Artiodactyla; Physeteridae.
UGCUAAGUAUGAGCCUUAAAACUACAGCGCACUAAAUACAAUGUGGUAUCCUGGAUUGGAUCCUAGAAUAGAAAAAGGACAUCAGUAGAGAAACUGGGGAAAUCCUGAUAAAAUAUUUGUUUCCCGACCAGGGAUGGAACCCGAGUCCCGGCAGUGAAAGUCUGGAAGCCUAACCACUAGGCCACUGGGGAACUCUCCCGAUAACUUGUUUAUCCCUGCGGUAAAGAAGGCACGUGGCUGAUGAGCAGGGAGGCGAGGCCACAGAGUGGGGCAGAGGGGAAGGCCUGGGAAGCAGAGAACGAUGACAUGGCAGAAGGCGACUUAGGGUAUGGCUUCAGAAGAAGGCCCGGUGGCAUUUAUGAAGUGCAAGUUUCACAUUUAUUUACAUUUAGAAAAAGAUCAGAUGGAAAGACCUUUAGUCCUCCCCCAUUUUCAAGAAAUGGGGAAGAAAGAAACAGUGCCGUUUUUCAGUAUUCCAAGCGUAAGAGCUUGCGUGAUACCUACCUACCCGGAAGGACCCCAGAUUCCCUAUCACGGCCCACAAAUUACUGGAGACUUCUAGUGAUUCUCCUUGGGAAGAAAUUAAAUUCAGAUUCUAAUUCAGAGUUGUCAAAUGUGGAAUUAAGGCAACGUCUUCACGAAACUUUAGAGGAGGUAGAAAUUUUGAAAACGGAACUUGAGGCAUCUCAAAGACAACUUGAAGGUAAAGAGGAAGCAUUGAGAAUUCCUCAAAGCAAUGCAAUAUUUGGCAAAGCCACAAGUCAUACCCAGGCAGUGCUUCAAAAAACUGUGGAACAAAAGAGAUCCUUGGAGAAGGAAAUAAACGCCUUGCAGUGGGAAAUGGAAUUUGAUCGCAAUAGAUUUAAAAAUAUAGAGGAAUCUUGGACCCAAAAAUAUGACAGGCUAAACUGUGAAAAUGCAGUCCUCAAAGAAACUUUGAAACUGAAAACAGAAGAAAUUAAAAUGCUCAAGACUGAAAGUACAAUUUUCAAUCAACCGUAUUUGGAGGCCCUCGCCAUGCUUGAUAUCAAACAACAGAAGAUGGCUCAGGGAAACACGUGCCAGGACGCAAGUGGCUUUACGGAGGUUUCAGGUCUUGAGCUUGCAGUCCUGGGAGCCUGCCUUUGUCACAGUCCCAGCGGGAGCCCCUGUACCUGUGCCAGACUGGCAGCAUCUACUCGGAAAAUGCUCCUUCAGGUCAAACACGAGUUGGAACUUGUGCAGAAGAGUAAAGAAGAAGCCUACGUAAUGGCAGAUGCAUUCAGAAUUGCAUUUGCGCAACAAUUAAUGAGGAAAAAUGACCAGGCACUAAGAUUGAGACAAAUGGGUAAAAUGUGUAAGAAAGCAACAAAAGGGACAAAUUGGAAGCACCUUAAAGAUGAUGGGUUACCGUCACAAAGGAGUAAGAAGACCUUAGGGCAGAAACUGUUGGGCAUGGCUCCCUUUGGAAACAGUUCUAAGAGUACUGAUGACCAGCAUGAUCCUCAGGAAGUCUUUAAGAUGCUAAUAGAUUUGUUAAAUGAUAAAGAAGAAGCUUUGGCUCAUCAAAGAAAAGUUAGUUACAUGCUUGCUCGGGCUUUGGAAGACAGAGGCACCACCUCAAAAGAGAAUAAAGAAAAAAAUCCUAUGAAAGACAAUUCUCCAUUAAAAAUCCCCUGGCAGAAAACUUCAGAAUUCCCUGUUUUACCUGAUCCCGUACAUUCAAGUGUUCAAAUUUUUAAUUCUGUGGGCUGCAUUUGUUCAAUUCAGCACUUUCAAACAGAUCAAAACUACACAAGAACUCUUAAAAGAUCCUAUUCUUUGCCAUCAAAUAUCAUGUACUGAAGACAAACCCGUUGAAAUUACAACUGAGAGCUGUUUAUAUCGAGACUUUGAAAACGGACCGUGUAAAUGUUGCUACAUCUUCAGAAGUUGUGUUUUACGGGUAUUUCUAA